Molecule: messenger RNA, 2673 nt
Organism: Penicillium paradoxum
Lineage: Eukaryota; Fungi; Ascomycota; Eurotiomycetes; Eurotiales; Aspergillaceae
Product: Kha1p
Exons: 3
Coding region: 1-2673 (890 amino acids)
Biological process (GO): proton transmembrane transport
Cellular component (GO): membrane
Molecular function (GO): antiporter activity
Source: RefSeq, a predicted model, not a curated record
AUGGCGACCAGCACAACGACCGCAGGUGCGGCCACCAGCACCGUCCGAGUCGCCCCGCAGGGUGGCAUUCUGGAAGGUGGCAACCCAUCCGAAUAUGACCCCAAGAACCCGCUGGUGUUAUUUAUUAUCCAGGCUGUUAUUAUUAUCGCACUAUGUCGUUUGAUCCACUGGCCCCUGUCGAAGAUUCGCCAGCCCCGAGUGAUAGCAGAGGUGAUUGGAGGGAUCGUCCUGGGCCCAUCGGUGAUGGGUCGCAUCCCCGGAUUUACCGAUGCCAUCUUCCCCACGGCCAGCAUUCCCAGCUUGAAUGUAGUCGCCAAUCUAGGCCUGGUGCUCUUCCUGUUCUUGGUCGGUCUCGAGACCGAUGUCCGCUUCCUGGUCAGCAACUGGCGGAUCGCUUUGAGCGUGUCCGCGGCGGGCAUGAUCCUGCCAUUCGGGCUGGGGGCUGCCAUCUCAUAUGGCCUGUAUAAUGAAUUUCACGAGGACCCGGGCACCAAGCCAAUUGAAUUCGGAACCUAUCUACUAUUCAUCGGUAUCGCCAUGGCCAUCACUGCAUUCCCCGUGCUGUGUCGUAUCCUCACUGAGCUAAAGCUGCUCUCAACUCGCGUCGGUGUGAUCGUGCUGUCAGCCGGUGUAGGUAAUGACGUGGUGGGCUGGAUCCUACUCGCCCUGUGCGUUGCUCUGGUCAACGCGGGCACUGGGAUCACGGCCCUAUACGUGCUUCUGGUCUGCGCUGGUUACAUGCUGUUCCUAAUCUUCGCUUUCCGACCGCUGUUCUUGCGCUUCUUGGAGAAAUCAGGCAGUUUGCAAAAAGGACCCAGUCAGUCAGUGGUUGCCCUGACCCUGGUCAUUGCCCUUGCGUCGGCAUUUUUCACACAGGUCAUUGGCGUCCACGCUAUUUUUGGAGGAUUCGUAAUCGGCUUGAUUUGUCCCCACGAAGGCGGUUUUGCUAUCAAACUGACCGAGAAGAUCGAGGAUCUGAUCGCUGCCAUUUUCCUGCCACUUUACUUCACCCUGUCCGGUCUGAGCACCAAUUUGGGACUUCUGGAUUCUGGAAUUGUCUGGGCCUAUGUGGUUGGAGUUAUCGCGAUCGCGUUUAUUGCCAAGGUGACUGGAGGCGCUCUGGCAUCGCGACUCUGUGGCCUACUAUGGCGGGAGAGCUUUUCGAUCGGCGUGUUGAUGAGUUGCAAGGGUUUGGUUGAGCUGAUUGUGUUGAACAUCGGUCUGCAGGCCAAGAUUCUGAGCAUUCGCACCUUUACAAUUUUCGUUGUGAUGGCUUUGGUCACCACGUUCCUCACCACUCCGUUGACAACGCUGUUGUACCCACCGUGGUACCAAGUCAAGGUCGAGCGUUGGAGACGGGGAGAAAUUGACUGGGAUGACAAUCCUAUCCAACGCGAUGAUCGCAAUGAUAGCGUUGCCGUUGCCAAAGAUCAAUUGAAGACUGUUCCUGUACGCAAGCUCCUCGUCUAUCUUCGUCUCGAUGGCCUUUCUGGAGUCUGUACCCUCGCCGCUCUUCUCAGCGCAAAGCGCCCCGCGUCCCUGUCCUCCCGCAUCCAUCCUGCAAAGAUGCCACAGCAGACCGAACAAAAUGUUGAAGAUCCCAUCACCUCGGAAGAGGAUAAAGAUACUACACUCAAGGUACACGGUGUUCGGCUGAUGGAAUUGACCGAUCGUGAUUCCAGUGUCAUGAAGGUUGCAGCUGCAGGCGAGCAUGCGCUCUGGGAUCCAGUGGUUAACACAUUCCGUGCAUUCGGAGACUGGCAUGAUCUGUCACUCAUGGCUGGUGUAUCAGUCGUCCCCGAACACUCGUACGCAGACACAGUGAUCAGCAUGGCCCAACAGGACACCUCAGAUCUGCUCCUGCUCCCCUGGAGUGAAACUGGAACACUGGCAGACCACCACAACGCAUUGGAGAUUGAUGAUGCAAAUCGCUUCUCUAACGGCGCUUACACAAGCUUCAUUUCUGAUAUCCUGCAGCGGGUCGCAGGUCAUGUCGGAAUCUUAGUAGAAUACAGCCCACCUACAUCCCAAUCGAAGCGACCUGCAAUCUCGCGCACCGCCAGUGGUCUCAGUCUUCGAGGCUCUACAUUUGCCCGCCAGCCUACCGGGAGCCGCUCGCAUCACAUCGUCCUCCCAUUCUUUGGCGGCGAGGACGACCGCUUGGCUCUUCGUCUUGUGCUACAGCUUGCUAAAAACGAUCAGGUCACUGCGACCGUUAUUCAAAUCAGCGGGAAGACCAGUGAUCUCUCCAAGACGGCCGUGUCGACUGUAACCAGCGGUUCGAGCUCAGGUGGAAUUCCCACCUCGCAGUCAGACACGAUCUUCUUCGAGACGCUUCGCGACUCAGUACCCGAGGAGCUGCAAGACCGUGUUGUCUUCCAGGAGCCAGCUGCCACUGAGGGAAUCACUGAUACUGUCCAACUGGCGGUGGUUUCUGUGCGAGAAGAGCUCAACCACACUUCCAACAAAGCAAAUAAUAUUGUUAUCGUUGGACGUCGCAGUGUCUCCAUCGAGAUCGAGUUGGGCCUGCCCGAGGAUAGUAUUGGUCAAGAUACGCGUCGGGCUCUUGGAGCUGUCGGCACGGCUAUGGUGCAGCCCCAGAAUAAGGUAUUCGGGAGUGUGUUGGUGCUGCAGGCUGGCACUGACUCUGGGUUGGCUGAUUACUACCGUUGA